Messenger RNA from Lolium rigidum, 3408 nucleotides. RefSeq names its product probable LRR receptor-like serine/threonine-protein kinase At3g47570. The transcript has 3 exons. Gene Ontology annotation, molecular function: protein binding; ATP binding; protein kinase activity. The record is from RefSeq and is a predicted model, not a curated record. Gene Ontology annotation, cellular component: plasma membrane. Gene Ontology annotation, biological process: hormone-mediated signaling pathway; protein phosphorylation. Bases 184 to 3408 code for a protein of 1074 amino acids. NCBI's taxonomy places the organism in Eukaryota, Viridiplantae, Streptophyta, Magnoliopsida, Poales, Poaceae.
UGCUUUCUUGCUUUCCCAUGUCCGUCCUUGAUGACCUCGCCCAUUUAUAAGGCCUUCACUCAAGCUAGAAACUGCAUCCUCGCUCAUUUCGUGCACUACUAGAGCAUCAGGCUAAUUAGAGAGGCGCAGGAAGGCGAACUUUUCUUCGCAAGUCCGCGGCACUGAAAUACAAAAGUAGGAUCGAUGUUCCCUCUUCUUCUGUUGCUUCUUCUGCCGUAUGUACUGCUCCAGUCGGCAUCAGCGAGAACAUUCAGCAAUUGGACCGAUGUGGAUGCCUUGUUGGCAUUCAAGGCAAGCAUAAGCAACCAGAGGGGUGGUGUCCUAGAUGCAUGGAACACAAGUACUCAAUUCUGCCAGUGGCCAGGUGUGAGUUGCAGCAUUAGGCAUAAACACAGGGUUACGGUGCUUAACCUCACUUCGGAGGGACUUGGUGGCAUAAUCACGCCUUCCAUCGGGAACCUCACAUUCUUGAACACUAUAGAUCUCAGCCUGAACAAUUUGCACGGCGAAAUACCUUCAUCGAUUGGUCGUUUAUCUCGCUUACGUUUUCUUCGCUUGUCCAACAACUCGCUUCACGGUAACAUAGACGACAGCUUGCAGAACUGCACCCGUCUUGAAGACAUCUACCUUGGUACAAACCAGCUCACCGGAGAAAUCCCACCUUCGCUUGGAGGAUUGUCAAAUCUCAAGGCCCUAAGCCUAUGGAACAACAAGUUCACUGGAACCAUCCCGCCAUCACUUACCAACCUCUCAGCACUGCAAAAUAUCGAUCUCAGCGCAAACCAACUCCAAGGUUCCAUCCCUGAGGGCCUCGGCACAAUCACUAGUCUCAUCCUGAUUCAACUGGGUGAAAACCACCUCUCUGGCAUCAUCCCUGCAAAUCUCUUUAACAUUUCCUCUCUGGUCGUCUUCAGUGUGGCGGGGAAUGAUUUGCAUGGUGAACUUCCCUCAAACUUGGGGGAUCGCCUCCCAAAUAUCCAGUACCUGUUACUGGGACAGAACCACCUUACAGGAAGCCCCCCUGCAGCUUCUCUUGCCAAUGCAACUGAGAUGUCCGGCCUAGACAUGUCAUCCAACAACUUCACUGGUACAUUGCCUCGAGAGAUUGGAUUGCUCUGCCUAGACUAUCUCAGUCUAGAAAUGAAUCAGCUAACGGCAGCUACUGCUCAGGACUGGGAGUUCAUGACGCUCUUUACAAACUGCACAAGCCUUGGUACACUUGACCUCUUUUUCAACAAUUUAGGUGGCGUGCUACCAAGCUCUAUUGCCAACCUAUCAGCACAACUCAAAGAACUAGAUGUUGGAUACAAUCAGAUUUCUGGAAAUAUACCAUCUGGCAUAAGCAAUCUUGUCGGGCUAAAUCAACUGGACCUCUCCAAUAAUCGGUUUACUGGUGCCUUGCCCGACAGCAUCGGGAGGCUAAAUUUGCUACAAGCUUUGUAUUUCGAUAAUAAUCUAUUGACAGGGUCUUUUCCAUCCUCCAUCGGGAACUUGACACGAUUAGUAAUUCUUCCGGCAACCGGCAACAGGUUUGAUGGGCCUCUUCCAACAACCCUAGGGAGAUUCCAGGAGAUAACUACAAUAGACUUUUCAAACAAUAGGUUCACAGGUCCGUUGCCUAAGGAGAUCUUUAACCUAUCAUCAUUGUCAAUCUUGCUAGAUUUUUCUGACAAUUACUUUGUUGGUCCUAUUCCAUCGGAAGUUGGUGGCCUAACAAACCUUGCAUACCUAUAUGUAUCAAGGAACAACUUAUCAGGGGCCCUACCCAAUGAACUCAGCAACUGCCAAAGCUUGAUAGAACUCAGGUUGGACCGUAACUCCUUCAAUAGUAGCAUCCCCUCAUCUAUCAGGAAAAUGCAAGGCCUGAUGUUGCUAAAUCUCACAAAGAACACACUAUCAGGUGUGAUUCCUCGGGAGUUGGGGCUAAUGGGUGACAUUGAAGAGUUACAUCUCGGACGCAACAACCUUUCUGGUCAUAUCCCUGAAAGCUUGGAAAACAUGGAGUCAUUAUACAGGCUAGACCUGUCAUUCAACCAUCUAGAUGGCAAAGUUCCAUCACAUGGCGUGUUCAGUAAUGCAUCAGGAUUUUCGUUUGGUGGUAAUUCAGGGCUUUGUGGUGGUAUCUCAGAGCUACAUUUGGCACCAUGCCCUGCAGAAUCCAUGGGACACGGCUCGAGAAAACACCAUUUCAUUACUACAGUAGUUACCCCAAUUGUUGCUGGCAUAAUUCUGUGUAUGAGUUUGAUGCUUCUUUUCUUCACAAUGAGAAAGAGAUCAAAAGCUCGAUCUACAACCAAUGGAGAGUUCCAACUCAUGGGUGACCGUUAUCCUAGAGUCUCUUAUGGUGAAUUGGUCCAAGGAACAAGCGGUUUUGCCAGUGUCAAUUUGAUUGGUAAAGGAAGGUAUGGAUCAGUGUACAAGUGUGGUUUGGUGCUCAAAGAUAUCAUGGCGACAGUAGCAGUGAAGGUUUUUGAUCUUCAACAGUCUGGUUCCUCAAAAACCUUUCUGGCUGAGUGUGAGACACUUAGUAAGAUUCGCCACCGUAACUUGAACAGUUUUAUAACUUGCUGCUCAAGCUCGGACUCAAACCAAAACGACUUCAAAGCCAUCGUGUUCGAGUUCAUGACUAAUGGGAGCCUAGAUAGGUGGUUAAAUCUGGAUGUACAGGCAUCACAUCAACUGCAAGGUUUGACAUUGGCGCAGAGAUUGAAUAUUGCAGUUGAUAUAGCGGAUGCACUAGAUUAUCUGCACAACAACUGUGAGCCACCAAUAGUCCACUGUGACUUGAAGCCAAGCAACAUUCUUCUCGACGAGGAUCUAGUCGCUCACGUCGGGGACUUCGGCCUUGCGAAGAUUCUUCCUGAACCAGGCAUGGAGCAACCAAUGAAUUCAAAGAGCUCGGUUGGAAUAAGAGGAACAAUUGGAUACGUCGCUCCAGAAUAUGGCCAAGGUGGCCAGGUCUCUCCAUGUGGAGACAUCUACAGCUUUGGAAUCGUCGUCCUCGAGCUGUUCACAGGGAUGGCACCUACCCACAGCAUGUUCAUAGGCGGGCUUACCUUGCAGAAGCAUGUGGAGAAGAAUGCAUUUACUGGAAUGCUGAUGCAGAUCGUUGAUCCAGCCCUGCUGUCCAUACAAGAAGCCAUGGGGAGCAGUCUGCAGGACAGAAGCAACGCAAUGGGACAUGAAAGCGAUGCCAUAUUCUCCGUCAUGAAGGUUGCGUUAUCAUGCUGCAAGCAUAAUCCGACAGAGAGGAUGAGCAUGAGAGACGCAUCUGCCGUGGUUCGCAAGAUAAGGGAUGCCCAUGUUAAGAUGAUGAGACGCGGUGAGGAAGUCGUCAGGACCGCACAUGAUGCAAGGCAUUUUGCUGAAACAAGUUCGGCAGCAGAGACAUCCAGGCCAGCCCCCUAA